UUAUUUCUGUAUAUAACAUCCCUAGGAACUCAUGCUGUUUUUUCCCUAACAAUUAUUCCGGAAUGUGGUAACAAGACAAGUUAGAGGGGGUCAGAAUAAUAAACGUUAGGCGUGUCGGCGUCUGUUUUUUAGUACUUUAACAGAAUUCUGCACUAAAUAAGUAACUGUAUUAUUAUAAUUUUUAAUGGAACUAAUAUCAUAUGUAAAAGAAAUGUAUUCUUUGCUUUAAAAUGUCAAAGCAGCAAAAAAUUUCAAGCUUGAAAAAUGCUUCGUUGUUCAUAUCAUACCAUUUUAUAAUUCGAUAAAAUUUCAAUUUUACGUUUGAUACAUUUACGUAAGUACAUGUGCUUGGUGUUCGGUCACGAGUGGAAGAGGGUAUGCUCUUAUGGGGUAACAGCAGGGCGGUAGCCUUUGCCGGGGAAUGGAGACGGAGAGCGUAAAAUCGGGGGCUAGCGAGCAUAGCCAUAGCCAUCAUAGCAGAACUUCUCAAAAACAUCAUCGUACUCAUAGUUCUAAAUCUCAUCACAGGCAACAUUCACAUAGAAGUACCAGGACAACUCGUAGUCAAAAGAAAGAAAGACACAAUUUAGAUUCCACAGAAAUGGCACCUUUUCAAACAACUGUUAAUGUAAGAGGAGAUAGUGUUGAUAAUUUGGGUCAAGAAGUUAUAGAAGUACAAAUUUUACCUCAAGAUGAAAACUGGGGUGAAAAUACUACAGCUGUCACUGGAAAUACUUCUGAUAGAUCAGAAUCAACUGAAGAUGUGAGCCAUUGGCCAAAUGAGAAUGAUGGAUCAUUUAGUUCCUGUAAUCGAUUUAUGGGGCCGGUUAUAGCAAUGAUGCUUGGAUUAAGUGCUUUUCUUAGUCCUAUAACAAUGGUUAUAUUGCCUAAGUUAGGAUUUUUUCCUGAUUCUACAACUGUUUUAACUAUGCAACAAAAGCUUCAGUUAUUAUCUUGUAAUGCUGAAUGUAAAGGCCAAUUACUAGGUUUAGCCUUUAAAUUGGUGCUAUUAGGUAUUGGGAGUUGGGCUGUGUUUUUACGUUCAAAAAAUGCUACUAUGCCACGCAUAUUCUUAUUCCGAGCGGGAGUGUUGCUUCUUACUACAUUAUGCAUUUGUACUUACUGGUUAUUUUAUGUUGUUCAGGUUACUGAGAGUGCUAAGACUGCUGCUAAUGGUGAAAUAACAGAAUAUAAAAAUUUAGUAAACUAUGCAGGUACUCUUGCAGAUACUCUACUAUUCAUACAUUAUAUUGCUAUAUUGCUAAUUGAAAUUCGCCAUCAACAGCCUAUCUUUUAUCUUAAAAUUGUAAGAUCACCAGAUGGUGAAUCCCGAUCUUAUGCAAUAGGACAAUUGUCAAUACAGCGAGCAGCAGUAUGGGUAUUAGAAAGAUAUUAUACAGAAUUUCCUAUUUAUAAUCCAUAUCUAGAAAGACUCCCAGUAUCAAAAUCUGGUAGAAAACAGUCAAGCUUCAAGUUUUAUGAGGUUGAUGGUGGAGUAACUGGCAGUGUUCAGUCACGAGGAGGUAGUGGUGAUAGAGCAGUCAUAACAACUCAAACUCGUCGUAGAGAUUCCAGUCACAAUGAACGUUUUUAUGAAGAACAUGAUUAUGAACGUAGAGUACGAAAACGUAGAGCAAGAUUAAUCACUGCCGCUGAAGAAGCAUUUGCACAUAUAAAACGCUUGCAUUCAGAAGUUGAGUCUACUCCAAAUCCUGGUCCUAUGGAUCCCAUGGAAGCUGCACAAGCAGUAUUUCCAUCUAUGGCAAGAGCUUUGCAGAAAUAUUUAAGAGUUACGCGGCAACAACCGCGUCAUUCUGUUGAAUCUAUUUUAAAUCGACUUGCACGAUGUUUGGCUCAAGAUGCAGCACCGCGCGCAUUUUUAGAACCCUUUUUUGUAACCAGCCCUGUUCUUUCAAACGAAAAAGAACGACAGAAAAAAUCGCAUCAUUGGGCUUUAGUCUGUGAAGGAGAAUUGCCUUCACGACCUCUCGCAAAUGGUUGCGAAUUUCAGUUACGACAAGGUGAAGUAGCUCUGUUAUGUACAGUAUAUCAUUUACCUCAUUUUCACCUUACAGAACAGCUCGCACAUCCUAAAUCUAAUAAAUUCUUACUAAGAUUGAAUUCCGAAACGUCGGUUUAGUAACAUUAUAAAACCAAUAGCUUUUUUCGUUUUAAAAUAAUAUACAUUAAAACGCUAAUAUUUUUAAUGGAAACAAAACUUAUUAACCGUUUGAGUCCCAAGCAGCGCGAUCGCGCUGUUUAGAUUUUGUGUUGAAAAGUCCCAGUACAUUUGAAUGCUACGGAGGACUGACGGUAUUUUGUAUUUCAUUGUUAUCUUCUCAGUAAUUUUUAUUGAACAAAACUUGAAAUAUUUAUAAACUAAUAAUACGCAUAUAUAAUAAUAUAGAUGUAUUUUAUAAAAAUAACAAAUAUAACAAGCACUAUUGCGCCGCUUGUUUCUCUCCGUAAUCGAUUAAGACAGGCACUAUCGCACUGUUCAGGAUUUUUCGACUCUGUUUUCUCAGAGACUUCUGGGACUCAAACGGUUAAAAUUACAAAAUUUUUUACUGUAUAUAAGUGAAGAAAAUUACAAUAAUACAUAUUUAAAUACUGGAAAUUAAAUAUAAUUAUAGAAAAAAAUUGAUAUUGAAUCAUGCAAGAAGAUAGUACAUUUAAAAAUAGCUUUUUUAAGGGAAUAAAAUUUUGGAAAUAAUAAAAUAGUUUUUUAUGCAGAAUCACAGGAAGUGUUCAUCUCAAUAAUGUUUACAUAUCUUCUUUAGUGCAGAUAAUAGCAAAAUAAAAGGACAAUAUAACUUUCCCAUUUAUAAUUGUAGAUAAGAGAAAUUCAUAUUUUUAUGAUGUGAACACAUCUAUAUUUAUUUAUUUCAUUAUUUUACAUAUUAUUACUUAUAUAUUAGUAAAAUAAACUUACUAUAUUUUUGGGUAGUUUUAUAUCAGUAAUUAAAACCUCUUAAUUAUUUUUCAGUAAGUAUAUAUGUAAUUGGAAAACUAAAUCUUGAAUAUAUAUCCCCUGAGUAAAUUUUCUUUCUUAAGAAACUUUACAAAAUUACUUUAAUGUAAUAGUAUUAUGAAAUGUAUUAUAAUUAAUACAUUAUUUAUUGCAUAUUUAACAUUCAUAAAUUUUCGUUAUACGAAAAUUUUUAUUUAUUGAAAUUUAUUAUAACAACUUCUGCAAUAGAUAAGAGAAGUGUUUAAAAGAGACACUCUGGGGAAAGAGAAAUACAUUCCUACACGCAAUAUAUUUGUAUAAUGUGCUGUUCAAUUCAUACAAAUACAUUUAUAAUAUGUAAGGUGACAUAUGUAUCUAUUACUUCAAAGGUAUAAUAUCUUCCAUGACAUAAAGUAACUUAAGUUUUUCUUAUGAUAUGUUUUAUAUAUAUACAUUUACAAUAUAGAAUAUAUUACAGUAAAAUUUUAUAAAUUUAAGAAUAUAGUCAUUUUUAGUUUAUUUGAAUUUAUUAUUAUCAAUUGAAAGAGUAUUAUUUUAAAUUCUCAAAUAUUAAAAUAUUGCAGUUGUGAUAAUCAAAUAAGACUUCAGAACAAAACAUUUUUAGAAAUUUAUAAUUUUAUAUUUUGUGAAAGACAUGCAAUCAAAUGAAACUAUUAUGAAUUAUAAGAUAUUUAUAUAAUUUAAAUAUCGUAUAAGUUUUCAUUAAAUACUGAAAAUAUGUUGCAAAAUGUCUGCUUAACCUUAUUUCAUUAUUUUAAUACAUAACUUUAAUAUUUGAUUGCUAGAAUCAAAUAUUAACUUCUUCAUAUAACUGUUGUUGAAUACUAUAUUCCUACAUUAUUUACAUCGUUUACAUAUAAUAAUAUUGAAUGUAUUAAUUUUAACAUUUUUUGUAUAUCUUUUACAUAACUUCUACAUUAAACUGUUAUUAUUCUAUAUUUCAUUUUGGAAGGCUGAUAAUAUUAUAUUGUGUUUGAGACUAUGCUUGCUAUUAGAAUACAUGUACAGUAAAUAAUGUGUGUAAUACUUUACAUUCACGUUAAUAUAUGUAUAUAAAGUAUAUACAUCUCAUGAAUGUAUAAUGAAGUGAUUAAUAUAAUAAUGAAACUUGUUAUACAAAAGAAGGUUUAAUGUUAUAAUACUCAUUUUCUUUGCAUUCCUGUUUAAUAUCUAAAUUUAGAUAGUAAAGAAUAAAAUAAUUUGAUAUGAUGAAUGUAUGAGAUAUGAUGAAUGUAUGAGAUAUGAUGAGUAAAUUUAUAUACACCUAAAAAAUUAUUUAUAACAUAUCAUCAUUUAAUAACAAAAAGAAAUGUAUGUCACUUGCCACUGCUCAUAAAUUGUAUUAUUUAAGAUUAAUUGUAUUAUUUAAGUAAGUUAAGGAUAUUUAUGUCUAGAGACAUAACAAUUCUUCUAAUGCAACAUUUUGACAAAUAUAUGAUGAUGUGAGUAGCUUUAUCUGAGAUUUUUUAUUUAUGUUGUGAGCUUGAAUGUAUUAAUUGGUGAGCAAAAUAUACUUUCUAUGUAUAAAUAUUAUUCAUUUUAGAUAUGAUAUAUUGCUCUUCUCUCUUUCUGUAUAGAAUGCAAUAUAUGGAUAAUUUACUUUUAUAGGAUUUUGCUACAUUUUGUAGCAAAAAACAACGCACAAAAUGAAAUUUCAUUUCAUAGAAUGUAAAAUAAGAUAAUAAAGAGAUUUGAUUAUUACCUUAA
This is a messenger RNA of Bombus pascuorum, 4678 nucleotides long. It is a transcript of the gene Vang, whose product is annotated as vang-like protein 1. Bases 422 to 2140 code for a protein of 572 amino acids. Gene Ontology annotation, cellular component: plasma membrane. The record is from RefSeq and is a predicted model, not a curated record. The transcript has 4 exons. Lineage: Eukaryota; Metazoa; Arthropoda; Insecta; Hymenoptera; Apidae. Gene Ontology annotation, biological process: multicellular organism development; Wnt signaling pathway, planar cell polarity pathway; establishment of planar polarity.